AUUCUCUUUCUUCCGACAUGACAGUGAAUGCAUCGUUUGUUCUGUCGUCACUUCCUGAAACACUGUUUCCUCUUAAAGAUGGCAGCGACCUUGUGUGGAAAAUUAUUACCGAAACAGGGAUGGCUUCCCCUGACCCAGACUGUUCGGCACGGCUCCAAGGCCGUGACCCGCCACAGGAGACCGAUGCACAUCCUCAAACAGAAGCUCAUGGCUGUCACAAAGUACAUUCCUCCUACACGGGUCGUUCCUCCAGGAGCCUAUCCAUCCCAAACCAAGCACGUCCAGGAGGACGACCCUUAUAUGUCAGUCCUGAAGAGAAAUUUAAACGAAGUGUUCCAGGACUCUAAGAUGGUCGCUGUGGUCCAGAACAGCGCCAGUAAUGCUGAAGACAUGUUGAUUCUCAAGAACAGACUCAACAAACAUGGCAUUGCUGUCAAGUUCUUCCCCAACGAGGUGGUGCGGUCGUUCCUGAAAGACAGCGUUUACGCUAACAUGGCUCCUUUGUUCAUCGGUCCUACAGUUCUGGUUGUGAGUAAAGAGCCCAAAGCGAAGGAGAUGCUGUCGACUCUGAGGGCCAGCCCACAGAUGACGCUCCUUGGAGCCUGUGUAGACAACACGUUGCUGACCGCCCAGGGGGUGCUGAGCUACUCCAAACUGCCGUCAAUGGCUGUUAUCCAGGGCGAGCUAGUCAGCGGGCUGACGAUGCUCACCUCCCACACAGCCUCCAUGCUGCAGCACCACCCGGCCCACCUGUCCGCACUCCUCCAACAAUACCUCAAACAGCAGAGCUCGGAGGGCCACGCUCAGGCCGCUCCUAACGCAGCGGAGGCCACGUAAAGCUUCAGAAAUUACUCGGACUGUUGCCUUGCAGAUUUCCAGCGGCCUGGAAUGACGAUGGACUGUUGGGUUGGAUGCAUACUUUAAGGUUUAUUAUGAUUUAGUACCAACGUCCCAGGCUAACCUUUAAGAUUAGUCUGCAAAAGAAGAAGAAGAUGGUGGUUUACUCAAUUUCAAAAACUUGACUGGAGCAGUUGAAUUUGACUAAAUCAUGCAGUGUGCGCCCACCUAUAGGAGCACAGUGGCUGCUGUGAAUAAAGAAGACUUCAACUUCUCAAUGGAAGUUUUGGACGGUGUUGCCCAGGCAACUCCUUUAUUUAAUUAUAGUGUCACAUAUAAAUAAACUAUUUCAACACA
Etheostoma cragini (Arkansas darter) is the source of this 1194-nucleotide messenger RNA. RefSeq names its product mitochondrial ribosomal protein L10 (gene mrpl10). Gene Ontology annotation, molecular function: structural constituent of ribosome. Gene Ontology annotation, cellular component: mitochondrial large ribosomal subunit. Lineage: Eukaryota; Metazoa; Chordata; Actinopteri; Perciformes; Percidae. The transcript has 5 exons. The record is from RefSeq and is a predicted model, not a curated record. The coding region runs from base 28 to 837 and encodes 269 amino acids. Gene Ontology annotation, biological process: translation.